UUAUAUCCGCUAAUGCCGCCACUGACGUUACCCACAAGCACCAGCUGCCCGUCAAACAACACAGCAAGGUUCCGCGUUGUGGAGCUCCGAGUCCGGGACAGUUUUUCUCUUUACUUCCGCUGAAGUCUGAGGAGAGACAAAGUCACCUCACCGACAUGGCCUCGUCUGACGAUGCAGAAGGGUCUCUGACUCCUGUGGAUUUUAUCCAGCUGCAGCAUUACAUGGACGAGAGCAAUUUGAAGGUAAAAGAUGUGAUGAAGGAGUUUCAGGCUGGGGGUCGUCUGGCCCAGCACAGCUCUGGAGAGUCCGUCGAUGAGGCAGGUUUCUGUCUCUUUCUCAAGACCUACCUAGAACUGGAUAACGUCCCUCCAGAUUUCUGCCAACGGCUGUUUCGCUAUUUCCAACAUGUGGAGCAGGAUGGGUGCACAAAGAGCCCUCUGCCCAAAGGAGGUGGGGUCUUUCUUCGUGAUGUGUCCUGUUACUUCUCGGUGCUGGAGGAAGGACAGCCACGGGAGAAGCUUGAAUAUACUUUCAAACUUUACGAUAAAGACUGCAACAAACUCCUGGACAGCUCUGAGGUGGAUCGUAUAAUCAUCCAGAUGAUGCGAGCUGCUGAUUACCUGGGCUGGGAUGUGACUGAACUCAGACCAGUGCUCAAAGAAAUGAUGACAGCGAUCGAUGCGGAUGGCAGUGGGACUGUCACUCUGGACGAAUGGGUGAAGGGAGGCAUGAACAACGUGCCCUUACUCGUUCUGCUUGGACUGAAGAUGACAGAAAAGGAUGGGCAGCACAUUUGGAGGAUGAAGCACUUUAACAAGCCGACCUACUGUGGUGUGUGUCAGAGCAUGCUGCUCGGCCUCGGGAAGCAGGGACUCUGCUGCAACUGCUGCAAGUACACCGUCCACAAUCAGUGUGCCAACAAGAAUCCUGACCCCUGUGCUCGGACCUUUGUCAAAUCUAAGAAGGAGAUUGGUUGUCAAAACCACAACUCACAAUCUGUAAUGGAUCACAACAGUGAACCGGCCAACUUUCGUCAGCUGCUUCCGGAGGUAGCAGCUCACGACUGGAUCAGAGCUGACUGUAAGUCCAACAAGUGUCAUGUCUGCCACAAGAAGAUCAAAACUUUAGCAGGGAGGCGUUGUGCAUGGUGCCAGGAGAUGCGUCAUGAUGAGUGCACUUCCUCUGGCUCAUCGCCCUGUGAUUGUGGACCACUGAAAGAUCAUAUACUGCCUCCGUGGGCGAUAUACGCCGUCUCCAAGGACGAGGACUCCAGCUUGUUAAACGUCACCCCUGAUGGCCACAUCCUCCAGAUUGUUUCGAUUCCAAACAUCCACCCUCUGCUGGUGUUUGUCAACCCAAAAAGUGGAGGAAAGCAGGGUGAACGAGUGCUCAGGAAGUUUCAGUACAUGCUGAACCCGCGUCAAGUCUACAACCUUUCCAACGGAGGUCCUGCACCAGGACUACACCUCUUCCGCAAUAUGCGUGACUACAGGAUCUUGGCGUGUGGAGGAGACGGCACUGUUGGGUGGCUCCUGGAUGCUAUAGACAAAGAAAACCUGCCAUGGCAUCCUCCAAUAGCUGUCCUGCCUCUGGGCACCGGGAAUGACCUGGCUCGCUGUCUACGCUGGGGAGGAGGCUAUGAAGGGUCAGACUUGAGAGAGAUCCUGAAGGAGAUCGAAGCGAGCGAGGUGAUGCCCUUGGACCGCUGGAGCAUCCAGGUGAUACCAGAGGACCCCCAAGAUGCAGGAGACCCCGUGCCCUACCACAUCAUUAACAACUACUUCUCUAUUGGAGUGGAUGCCUCUAUCGCUCAUCGUUUCCACACAAUGAGAGAGAAAUAUCCACAGAGAUUCAACAGCAGAAUGAAGAACAAACUUUGGUAUCUUGAGUUUGCCACUUCUGAGACGAUCUCUGCAUCUUGCAAGAGGCUGACGGACUGUCUCUUGAUUGAGUGCUGUGGGAAGACUCUGGACCUGAGCAGCAUGUCUCUGGAGGGCAUAGCUGUCCUCAACAUACCCAGCAUGCACGGAGGCUCCAACCUCUGGGGCGAGUCCAAGAAGCCUGAUAGUGUGCCAGAGGUAGAGCACAGUGAAGUUAUCACUGAUCCUGAAGUUCUUAAAACAAUAUCUCAAGAUAUGAGUGAUAAGCGUUUGGAGGUGUUGGGGCUUGAAGGAGUCAUAGAGAUGGGACAGAUCUACACAGGACUGAAGAGCGCCGGGCACAGGCUGGCACAGUCUUCCCAAAUUACUAUCAGGACAAUUAAAGCCCUGCCCAUGCAAAUCGAUGGGGAGCCCUGGAUGCAGCCUCCAUGUACUAUCCACAUAACUCACAAAAACCAAGCUAACAUGCUGAUGGCUGCACCAGCGAAACCAACCGGCUUCUUUCACUUCUAGUAGAUAAACUCUUCCACCAUGUCCUCCCGUCUGCUGAGGUGUUAAGGCAUUUUAAAGAGUACGUCCGACGUUGAGUGUGUAACUGUGUGUUUCUAGUAUGACGUAUUGUUGUGUGUGUCAUUUGGUCUUAAUCCCUGAUAUAACUCUAAAUAAUUCCAGUUCAGUACAGACAGCUUGCACUAAGGCAGAGACCACACUGACAGACCAAAUAAAAGGUGCGAGUUUCACUACUCAGUCUGAUUGCUGCUGUUGUGUGCCAACUUCAAUGUAAUGCAUUCAUUUUAUUGUUUAUGUAAAUAAAAGAGCAGAGCCUGUUCUUUACCUACACUACAGUGGUAAGAAAUACAGUUGCUUAUUUUGUGUUGUACAAGCUUUUUGUGGUUAAUUAUAUUUACAUCAGUGUCUUUGUUCGGCCUUCAGAAACUCACAGCAGCUCACCUUGUUCAGCAACACGAUCCUACCUGUCUGUUCUCGUGUCUUUCACUGUCAGUGUGUUAAUUUUUAAGUGGUUUUUACUGUUUCUUCGAUAGGUAAAGAAAUGAUGUGAGAAACACUGGAAUGAAUGUAACUGAAUGUGGCUUUAUAAAGGUUUGCUCUACAGUUAGUGCUGGGCACUGAGGGUUUGAUAUUGCUUUCCCAAAUCUAGCAGGUUUAGUAUAAAAAAAACAGCAUUCCACUGUAUUUAAUACAUUGAAUGGCACUGUACGAGAGUAAAGUUAGUUUCCUGUUGUCAUCAUUGAUGAUAAUUUAUGUCUUUGCACCAUUUACUGUAUGGAACAAGGUUCUCACAUUGAUCGGGCUUCUUGAAAACAGUCACAGAAUUCACAGAAACCUUCAAAAAUCUAAUGAAAUUAGACAUUUUUCACCUGAUAAUCUAUUUGUGUGACUGGAAAAAUGCUGAUAUUAAGAUUUUGUUUUAGUGAUGUGCAUUAUAUGUCUUCAACUUUCAAUAGUCAGUCUUGUGAUGGAUGUUCAGUGUACUUAUUUACAUGUAACACGCUCGCAUGUUCAUUUAUCAUCUUGUCUUAAUGUGAAAUUGUGUAGUUGUCCUUUGUCUUGAGAGUACUGCAUACUCAGUUUCAGUAGACAGCAUCACAGUAACUGAAUUGUCCUCAGAAGUUCUUGCAGUUUCUGUUACCCAGCUACAAUUGUCUUUGUGAUAUAUUAUUUGCCCUGUUUGUAUGUAUGUUGCAGCUGAAUAUUAAGCUCCUAAAGUCUUGGUUACACUGGAAUAAGAGAAACUUGUGCAUUAAACUGCUUAUUAUGAGGGUACAAAAACACCAUUUUCAUCUGAAUUGUCUCUAUAAUAAAAGCACAAAUGGCAGCACAGCCAAAUGUUUACAUGGUAUUAUAAGUUACAGAUCUUAGUAAGAUGCUUCUCACACUCCUGUCAAAGCAGAAAAAAACACAAAUUUGCCUGUAAAAACAUCCAUAUAAGUGUGAAGUGUACUUCCAUGAUUAUCUGUCAUAAAAAUGUUUCUCAGCACGUAACAA
Molecule: messenger RNA, 3887 nt
Organism: Epinephelus moara (kelp grouper)
Lineage: Eukaryota; Metazoa; Chordata; Actinopteri; Perciformes; Serranidae
Gene: dgkab
Product: diacylglycerol kinase, alpha b
Exons: 25
Coding region: 156-2393 (745 amino acids)
Biological process (GO): lipid phosphorylation; intracellular signal transduction; diacylglycerol metabolic process
Cellular component (GO): plasma membrane
Molecular function (GO): calcium ion binding; ATP-dependent diacylglycerol kinase activity
Source: RefSeq, a predicted model, not a curated record